GCGCAUGCACGGCGAUGCGCUGUGUCCCUCAUACACAGCGGAUCACCGAUCACGGAAAGAGCCGAAGAUGUCGGCUCGGUCAUGUGAUCAGCUGUGUCCAAUCACAGCUGAUCACAUGGGGCAUGUACACUGAUCAUCAGGGCACUGAUGAUCAGUGUGCCCUGAUGAUCAGUGUAGCCCCAGCAGUGCCAGCUGUCAGUGCCCAUCAGUGCCACAUAUCAGUGCCUACCAGUGCACAUCAAUGCCACAUAUCAGUGCCCAUCUGAGCUGCCUUUCAGUGCCACCUACCAAUGCCUAUCAGUGCUGCCAAUCAGUGCCACCUAUUAGUGCGAUGUAUCAGUGCUGCCUUUCAGUGCCCAUCAGUGAUGCCUGUCAAUGCCCAUCAGUGCCAACUAUCAGUGCCACCCAUCAGUG
Staurois parvus is the source of this 414-nucleotide messenger RNA. The record is from the annotation of a GenBank genome assembly. Lineage: Eukaryota; Metazoa; Chordata; Amphibia; Anura; Ranidae.